Molecule: messenger RNA, 1204 nt
Organism: Amphimedon queenslandica
Lineage: Eukaryota; Metazoa; Porifera; Demospongiae; Haplosclerida; Niphatidae
Product: tetratricopeptide repeat protein 29-like
Exons: 6
Coding region: 20-1189 (389 amino acids)
Biological process (GO): cilium movement
Cellular component (GO): cilium
Molecular function (GO): protein binding
Source: RefSeq, a predicted model, not a curated record
ACUACCAGGAGACAACAAAAUGGCGAACAUUCUCCCACCACCUCCAGCGCUCCCCAGCGGUAGUGUCCAGUAUAUCCACUCCUCAGAGAAGGUCCAGUACGUUCAGUCGAGGGGAAAGAGAGGGAAAGAGCAUAAGAACUCGCUACAGCAGCAGAUUGAGGAGAUGAGGCGACAGAAGAAGAGAGAUGGGAAGAAUGAGGGAAGGAUUGACUUUAAUAAUCUAUCGAAACAAAUAGAUCCUUCAAAUUAUAGAAAUAGUCUGUUCCACAAUACUUGUACAUCAAUACUUGCCAAAGGCUACCACCAAUCAUUCACUGAACUAUUUGAGCUCGUCCAAAAGCAAAGAGAAGAUCACAGAAUAGCAGGACCAGGUGCUAUCCUACUCUCCCCACUGAUAGACGACAAACCGGAUAAACUGGACUACUUACAAGUUUGCCUCAUGAGUGCUGAAGAUGCUAGUCGUCGUGGUGACCUAGAAGCCGUAUAUUUAUCCCAACGUGACCUGGCACUUCAUUUUGAUCAGACCGGGGAUCACUGGCUUUCUGAUCAUUUCCAUAAUCGCUGCUUGGAAACUGGUAGACUGAUAAAAGGAGAUGGCAGACGUAAAGAAGGAGAGGCUCACUUCCAUGUUGGAUUGGCCUAUGAGAAUAGAGGUGAUUUGGAUAAAGCUGUGGAGCACAUGGAGAUAUUCUAUGAGCUGACAUCAGCCAAUAACUGGCAUACUGAGAAUGGUGAGAAUCUUUACCGUAUUGCCUGUGAACACUUGAGAAGAAUCUACACUACAAUUGCAGAGAAAUCAGAGGAUACCUCAUUAUUGAUAGAGUAUCUUCAAAAAGCUCAUACCAUGUCAAAGAAAGCUAAAGACACUUACCAAGAAGGACUGGCCUCCUACAGACUGGGCUGUGCUCAUGAAAAGAACAAAGACUUUGAUACUGCACUACAAUGUCACAAGAGUUUCCUGGAGAGAUCUCGUUACCAUAGUGACGAGGUCGGAGUAGGUAACGCCUACGAAGCAUUGGCUAGAUGUCACGAACAUAAAGGUGAUCUUGAGAGUGCUGUCCAGUGUCUUGAGCUGUAUGUUAAUGUAGCAGAGAAGAGUGGAGCUACUGAGUCGCUAGCUAAAUCAUGUAGAGCUGCAGGAACCAUCUUCAAUACACUCGUGAGUAAUAAUGUCUGCUUGGUUAUCUAAUCAUAAUGAUAAUGG